This is a messenger RNA of Piliocolobus tephrosceles (Ugandan red Colobus), 346 nucleotides long. RefSeq names its product cytochrome P450 3A8-like. Gene Ontology annotation, molecular function: testosterone 6-beta-hydroxylase activity; iron ion binding; estrogen 16-alpha-hydroxylase activity. The transcript has 4 exons. The annotation marks the transcript as partial. The record is from RefSeq and is a predicted model, not a curated record. Gene Ontology annotation, biological process: oxidative demethylation; steroid metabolic process. Lineage: Eukaryota; Metazoa; Chordata; Mammalia; Primates; Cercopithecidae.
AUAUGGAACCCAUUCACAUGGACUUUUUAAGAAGCUUGGAAUUCCAGGGCCCACACCUCUGCCUUUUUUCGGAAAUGUUUUGUCUUUCCGUAAGGGCUUUUGGACGUUUGACAUGGAAUGUUAUAAAAAGUAUAGAAAAGUCUGGGGUUUUUAUGACUGUCUACAGCCUGUGCUGGCUAUCACAGAUCCCAACAUGAUCAAAACAGUGCUAGUAAAAGAAUGUUAUUCUGUCUUCACAAACCGGAGGAUUUGUGCAAUGACCAGUAUGAUCAAGAUGCAGACCCAUUCCAUCUCCAUAUGGCUCCCUGCUGCUAUCCUACAGUCACAAGUCGUCUUCUCUGAGAGG